Caenorhabditis briggsae is the source of this 306-nucleotide messenger RNA. Bases 1 to 306 code for a protein of 101 amino acids. Lineage: Eukaryota; Metazoa; Nematoda; Chromadorea; Rhabditida; Rhabditidae. The transcript has 2 exons. The record is from RefSeq and is a predicted model, not a curated record.
AUGACCGUAUCCACUGCCACGUGUCGUCGGAUGUUCGAAGCGAUCAAAGCGCAGCAUUUGGAGAGGGAACAGGCGAUUUAUGAGCAACACUAUGUACAGUAUUGCUCAUUGUUAGGAGCAUACGUUAGUGCGAUUCGCGAUGAUGUGGUCACUCGUGACCGUAACCCGCUGAUGUUCGACAUUGCCUCGUUCGAAAUUGGACAAUUCAUCCGGAAACAGAAGAACGACGCUGAAAAACGCAGAGACUUCCAGAUUCUGGCAGAUAUCAUUCACAAAUCCAUUGGUGAUAAAUUGAACGUUUUUUGA